AGGAUCCAGCCACCGCAUUCUUACGUCAAAAUGUGUCACGGAAAGGCUGGGCGAGCCAGUUAACUGUUACUGCAGAGAUGAACGAGACUAAGAAAUAGAGGACAUAUGGUUCGAAAUUGAAAGCAAUACGCCGUGCUUUCAGCUAAAGUUACCCAUGGAUCGUCACCGUGGUUCGUAGAAAUAAGGUGGAAGGUGGUGGCGAGCGUAAAAAAAAGACCAGAGAGGAAGACCGAAGCGAUCGAUCAGCUCGGCGUCAGCAGAAGCCGGCGGCUUGGAGACCACGCCCCCCCCUCCCCCCACCUCCCCAUCCCAGGUGAGCGGGGGCUUGUGAGGACAGAACGCGGCUGCCAGAACCCCGAGAGAGAGAGAGGAGGAAGAGGCCAAAGGGAAAAGGGGCGCAAAGACGUCAACUGAAACUCCGCCCCCUCGUCCCCGGCCCCGCCCCCCACCAUGUCCGCCCGAGAGCGCGGCAGCCCGCGGAACCGGCCGUGGUCGGUGUACCGCGCCAACACCUUCGACCUCUCCUCCGAGAUGCUGGGCCUCAGCCUCGCAGGAAACAGCCAGGAUCCAGACGAACCCGUUCUGGAGUUUAGCCUAGCCUGCAGCGAGCUGGUCACCCCGGCACUGGACCGCAAGCCCAACAGUUUUGUUUCUGUCAGCUGCACCACUCCUCCCCAGGCCUUCUGGACCAAGCACGCCCAGACGGAGAUCAUAGAGGGCACCAGUAACCCCAUCUUCCUGAGCAGCAUUGCCUUCUUCCAGGACUCGCUCAUCACCCAGCAGACGCAGGUCAAGCUCUCUGUGUACGACGUCAAAGACCGCUCUCAGGGCACGAUGUACUUGCUGGGCUCGGCCAUGUUCCCUGUUAAGGAGCUACUGCAAGACAAGCACCACAGGUUGCACCUGGCACUCAGGUCGGCGGAGCAGGAGCGCGUGGGCAACGUCACCAUCAUCGCCUGGCAGGUGGAGGAGAAGAGGGACCAGCGGGCCUCUGGGGCCCGGAUGCCAGACACCAUCAACGGCAGGAUGGUCCUCCCUGUGGACGAGAGCCUGACGGAAUCGCUGGGGAUCCGGGGGAAGCACGCGUCCCUGUGCAAGGACACCUUACUGAAAUCAGUGUUUGGGGGCACCAUGUCCCGGAUGUACCGCUUCCCCACCACGGACGGGAACCACCUGCGCGUGCUGGAGCAGAUGGCCGAGAGCGUGCUGUCGCUCAACGUCCCGCGGCAGUUCGUAAAGCUGCUGCUGGAGGAGGACGCUGCCAGGGUGUGUCAGCUGGAGGAGCUGGGCGAGCUCUCUCCCUGCUGGGAGAAUCUUCGGCGUCAGAUCGUCACGCAGUACCAGACCAUCAUCCUCACCUACCAGGAAACCCUGACAGACCUCCACGAGUACAAGGGUCCCUCCUUCAAGGCCAGUAAUUUGAAAGCGGAGAGGAAGGUGGAGUUCAUGCCGACCAACCUGCACGUUGAAAGAGAGAAACGUUCAGGUGAAUCUGGCUCUAAUCACACGUAUGACGUGGUGACCAUCGGGGCUCCCGCCGCCCACUGCCAGGGGUUCAAGAGCAGCGGCCUGCGCAAGCUGAUCCACAAGUUCGAGGAGGCCAAGAAACACGUUUAUGAGGAGGAGUGCAGCGCCGUCUCCAGCUCCCAGUCCAUCGUGUACGUCCCUCAGGACAUCGUCCGCGCCAAGGAGAUCAUCGCGCACAUCAACACGCUGAAGACGCAGGUCAGCUACUACGCCGAGCGGCUGUCCCGCGCCGCCAAGGAGCGGUCUGCCAACGGCCUGGAGAGGACCCUCGCCAUCCUGACCGAGAAGACGCGGCAGCUGGUGAUGGUGUGCGACUGCAAGCUGCUGGUGUCGGCCAUCCAGGCGCUGGGCGCCGCCCGGCCCGAAUACGUGGCCUCCAGAGCGUCGUCGUGCGCCCCCGAGACCGACCAGGUGGUCCUGCGCAACGACCAGGACACGCUGCUCGCCAAGUGGGCCGGCCGCAACAGCCGCGCCUCCCUGCACCUCCCCUGGCAGGAGGAGGAGUGGGAGAAGGUGUGGCUGAACGUGGAUAAGAGCCUGGAGUGCAUCGUGCAGCGCGUGGACAAGCUGCUGCAGCGGGACCGCCUCCACAGCGACAGCAGCGAGGACGUCUUCCUCACCGACCAGCAGGGCGGCGCCAGCAAGAAAGGUAACCGGAGGACCCGCGCCUUCUGGAUCAACCCGGAGAGCAUGGACGAGCCCGCCCCGCCCACCCCACCUCCGCCGCGGCCAUCCUCACUAUUUCCUUCAUCACCAUCACCAUCGUCAUCAUCGCCAUCAACCUCCCUGCCUGCCCCGACCCCUGCAUGCCAGCACGCGUCUCACAGAAACUCCUAUGACAGCGCCAGUGCCGAGGAUGUCUCCCCAGGUGAGUGGAGUGAGGCUCUGUACCCGCUGCUCACCACGCUCACCGAGUGUGUGGCCAUGAUGAGCGACAAGGCCAAGAAGUCCAUGGUGUUCCUGCUCAUGCAGGACAGCGCCCCCACCAUCGCCAUGUACCUCACCCUGCAGUACCGCCGAGACGUGGUCUUCUGCCAGACGCUGACAGCGCUGAUCUGUGGUUUCACCAUCAAACUGAGGAACUGUCUCCAUGACAACGGAUUUCUGAGACAGCUCUAUACCAUCGGCCUUCUGGCACAGUUUGAGAGUCUGCUGAGCACCUACGGAGAGGAGCUGUCCAUGCUGGAGGACAUGAGCGUGGGCGUCAUGGACCUGAGGAACGUGACCUUCAAAGUGACACAGGCCACCUCUAGCUCCGCCCCCGACAUGCUGCCCGUCAUCACCGGCAACCGGGACGGCUUCAACGUGCGCGUCCCGUUGCCGGGCAACAUGUUCGACGCGUUGCCGCGGGAGAUCCAGAACGGCAUGCUGCUGCGCGUGCAGCCCGUGUUGUUCAGCGUCGGCAUCAACGAGCAGCAGACGCUGGCCGAGAAGUUUGGAGACACGUCACUGCAGGAGGUUGUGAACAUGGAGAGCUUGGCUCGGCUGAACUCGUACUUCGAGCAGUUCAAAGAAGUCCUGCCCGAAGACUGUCUCCCCGGGUCCCGCAGUCAGACCUGCCUGCCAGAGCUGCUCAAGUUCCUGGGGCAGAACGUCCACGCCCGCAAGAACAAGAACGUGGACAUCCUGUGGCAGGCCGCGGAGGUCUGCCGGAGGCUGAACGGGGUGCGGUUCACCAGCUGCAAGAGCGCCAAGGACCGCACGGCCAUGUCGGUGACGCUGGAGCAGAGCCUGAUCCUGCAGCACGAGCACGGCAUGGCCCCCCAGGUCUUCUCCCAGGCCCUCGACUGCAUGCGCAGCGAGGGCUGUCGGCGGGAGAACACCAUGAAGAACGUCGGAUGCCGCAAGUACGCUUUCAACUCCCUGCAGCUGAAGGCCUUCCCCAGGCAUUACAGGCCCCCGGAAGGGACUUUCGGCAAAGUGGAGACCUGAUUGGACAGUCAGCCUCCGGACCCAACCAAUGGUGGCAGGAGGGGAAAAAAGAAAAAAGAAAAAAACAACACGAUAAAAGGAAACAAAAUGCCCCAGUGCAAAAGCACCCUUAAUGUGAUAGAAGUGACAGGUUCUGUGAUAGAUAUGCAUCCUUAAUUCUGACAUCCAUGCAGACUCUUGAAAUGUGUAUAUAUAUAUAUAUAUAUAUAUAUAUAUAUAUAUGAAAUACAAACACGCCAGUAACAUUAGUUCAAACCAAAGGAAUAUCUGCUUCAGAUCCCCCCCCCCCCCAUCGUCACUACCUAACUGUAGAUAGAGCAUGCUUCUCUCUCACGCACAGGCACAGGCACAGAGGAACAACAGUCAAAAGUUUGGUCAGACUCAUGUGCAUCGAUGGCAGGCAUCACACAGUCACUGUUGUACGUCUUGCUCUGAGCUGGACGGCUAACCCUAUUGGUGCAGUGGAGGAGGGAAACGAGACACGCAAAUGGGUAUCGCUACGGCAACUGCUCUACUGCCGCGGAAAGGGGCGGACUGGUUUGCCCGUCUCUCCCCCGACUGUGCUUUGGCGGUCGUGGUGGCUUCGACAGCUCAGACAGAUACAGCGGCGUUGACAGCUGUGUUGCAGGCACCAGGGUUGUUGUUUUUUUUCUGCUGCUGUGGAGGAUCCUUGAGACUCUGAGCCAACCAGUGUGGCCACAGGCACAGCCUGGCCGCUCAGGCGGCGAGCCAAUCAGAAGAGUGAAUGAGGUCGAGCCACAGAUUAGACACAAAACAGGGGUUUAGCCCCAACGUUCCUUCCGUCAGCUGUAAGUCCUCACUCUUGGUGGUUCCAACGCUCUCUGCACUGCAAUAGUAGAUACCAAUAUUCUGUCUUAAGUCAUGCCCUUUUAUGGAUAUUGACCAAGAGCCACCAAAUCAUAAUGUUUCGAGCUUCAGUGGUGGCAAGAGGCACAACUGUCAAUGUUAUUAAUACGGAACUGACCAUCUGGUGAAGAUAAGCAUCUGUGGUUGAACUCUGAAUGACCCUGCAUUAGUAUCCUUUCCUACAGGGUACAGAUUUGAGCUGCAAGUAUGGGUAUGGUGACUGCAAAUUAACCUUAAAAUAUCCAGUAGGACAGAUCUUCUGUAGACUCUUAUAAUACCAUGCUGUCCAUUCUCAAAGUUGGAAAUCUCUAUUCAGUGCUCCCAGUGGUCAGUUUAAAUCGUGACCACUGGUAUUGGCGGUCUGCAUAUACAGAUGAUAACGACUGAACACUUGAGAAGCCCCAGUGGUGAAGUGAGUACAGGUGGCACAGGCCCCGGUCCUGGCCCAGGAAGUCUUCAAGGUACCUCCACAGGGGACAGGCUGACCCAAGAACAGUCCUGGUGCGGUUAUCGUACGCUGCCCUUGAAAUUAAUAUCUGGCCUGUGGUGUCAGUCAAUAGUGAUACUGCACACGUCUCCACAGUAUCUACUGAAAUCCUCUUUCUGGUUUCGGUGUCCUGGCUUGACUCCCAGAUGCAAGAAUUAUGUCUCGACACAGACUGCAUAUUUGGAUUUUUUUGGUUUUCAGAGAUCAUUUCUCCAAAAAAAAAUUUUUUUAAUAUAAAAAAACACGUCCCCCUUGGCUUGCUGAGCUGGAGGUAGCGCCAUGGCCUUGUGCCAGUUGAAAUGUUCAGCUCCUGAAGAAUAAGGGCGAAUUGGCUGAGUGGGUCCCAGCCCGUUGGGUUCCGUGUGCCCUGGCCAAGUGCUGUACUCUUGGGUUGAGUCACAGCACACCUCUUAUGCCCUAUUUUUCCCCCCCAUCAUGCACUGCUGCUGCUACUGGUUUAGCCUAUCAGAGCCACCGCAGGAUCCGGCAGCUUCUGGAACCAAACGGCUGCAACUUCCAUUCUAAAGGCCGGCCGACCAAUCGGGUCUCUUCCAGCAUCUGUCGCUCUGGACGACGCCAACAUCCUGUUUGUGGCCCUUUGCAGAGUCCAGAGGACUGCCAGAAACAGGAAGGUGCUCAGGUGGGUUAGCCCUCCAUUCGACCCAUUGGCUCACCCUGCUGCUCGUUAACCUGAGCUGUAAGCACACUGGUAAAUCCUACCCAGAGUACACUGCACCCCCCCCCCCCCCAAAUGUGUCCAAAUAUUUCAUCUCUGGCAAAAAAAAACCUGUGAAGUACACCCAAAUUGAUAGCAGUCUGCACACAGGUUCAAACACAUUCUGAUCAUAUACAAAUGCAAUUCAGGUGACACUGUACAAUGGAUACGUGCGCAUGUUUUUAUUUUACAUAGAAAGAGCAAGGGGGGGGGGAGGGGAAGGGAUCUAUCAGGCUUGGAACAUAUUGUGAGUAUGUUGUCUUUCCAAAAUCACCAGCGCGGUUGCGGGUGAGACUUAGAAGGCCAUCGCAAUCCAGUCUCAUAUCAUACAAAAAUCCAUACGGUCCUGAGUAUCAGACCCCAAACUGGGAUAAGAGCGUCUUGCGUAAAUAUGCCUUAAGCAUAUCCUCGUCAGCCUGCAGCCACGUAGGCAAGCCUGCGUUUAGUACACAGCCCUCAGUGGAGCCGCAGUAACCCCCGUUUGAGAAGCGGCAGGCCGUGUGACCCCUCAUUUCAUUCUUAUUUGUCUGGAAGGGAAUAGAGCCCCCCAAAAUAAAGCCAAUGUGAAACUGCUCCGAUUGCGCUCUGUUUCUGAGCUCGUUUAGCAUUCAGGACACACUGACUACACCGUUGCCACGGGAUACUUCUACAGGGGCUUGCUUUCAAGCAGGAACACGCGCUGCUCAGAAACGGCCACACGCAGUACUGGACUCCCGGGGUCAAACGAAGGUCACGGUCAGCCUGCUAAAUGUUGCAAGGGAAAAGAUAGCAGCGUUGUUCGUUCCAACGGAAGACGACCGUGGUGGCGGCUGUUUGGGAUAUUCGUGUUGUGUUAGUUUUAGAAACAUAAAAGUACACAAGUCCCCUAGCUGUGGACUGUUUUAAUGACAUCGUAAAAUAGUUUAAAAGGACACCACCUCGGCUCAUUUUUACAAAAGGGAAGGAAUAACGAGGCUGCCGCUUUGAAUACAGCGUAAAUUACAUCGAGACUUCGGUAAAAUAUCCACAACGGGAGGCUAUUUUCACCUUAUGUAAGCGUAUCAAAACCACCGUUGUGUAUCCUAGCUAAGUACUGCCCAAACGUAUCUGUUCCCUCAGAAUGCACAUCCAGGUUUACACAGCUGUGGCACGGUCGUCCCACCAAAUUAAUUUGUGCUUAAAGUUCACUUUAAAGUAAAAUUUAAUUUACUAAUCUAAAUGUGAAAAGGAGCAGUGUUUUUGCCUUAGUAGGAACGGCUUUUUUUUUUUUUUUUUUUUCCUGUCUUUAAUAGAGUCGACUCAAGUCUAUAAAAAAAAAAAAAUAUGACUACUGCUUCAUUAGACUGAACCGGCAUUUAGAAUUAUAUUAUUGAUAUGGGAAUCUCAAGACUGAUGUAAUGGGGUCAUAACCUAUAGCAGGCAAAUGCUUUGAAAUACUCAGACGAUGAUCAGGUGAUAACUAUGUAUUUAUUCUCAAUGGGACAUUAAAAAGUGUCUUAACUUUAAAUGCAUGUAGCGCAGCUUCCCGUAUAAGUGUACUUUUAUACAGGGGUACCAAUGCGCUGCAUAAAGCAGAUCCUAUCAGUGACUGCAACCGUGGAAUGCAGUCUGUGUGGCAUCACUGUCUGCCAUUUCCCUUCACAUUUGUUUUUUGUAAAUAAUUGAAACCAUAUUUUUUUGUCAUUUUAGAUCACAUGUAUUUUUUUUGUUUGUUUGUUUUUGCUUUUUAUGUUUUUUUAUACAUGUGCACUGUUUUAAUUUAAUAAAUAUGACGUCACAUAUCUGACGCGGUAUAUGCACUGUAUGCGAUGUAUUUAUUUGUUCUGUGGAUUGUUGUACUCACGACAGGAUAGGAUAUCUCCCCUCACGCUCCCGUUUAUAACCAAGCUAUUAAAAACAUUCUGAGA
This is a messenger RNA of Anguilla rostrata (American eel), 7414 nucleotides long. It is a transcript of the gene inpp4aa, whose product is annotated as inositol polyphosphate-4-phosphatase type I Aa. The coding region runs from base 451 to 3459 and encodes 1002 amino acids. Gene Ontology annotation, cellular component: cytoplasm. The record is from RefSeq and is a predicted model, not a curated record. Gene Ontology annotation, molecular function: phosphatidylinositol-3,4-bisphosphate 4-phosphatase activity. NCBI's taxonomy places the organism in Eukaryota, Metazoa, Chordata, Actinopteri, Anguilliformes, Anguillidae. The transcript has 26 exons.